This is a messenger RNA of Fusarium graminearum PH-1, 1104 nucleotides long. RefSeq lists its product as uncharacterized. The record is from RefSeq and is a predicted model, not a curated record. Lineage: Eukaryota; Fungi; Ascomycota; Sordariomycetes; Hypocreales; Nectriaceae. The transcript has a single exon. Bases 243 to 956 code for a protein of 237 amino acids.
GAGAAACUUCAUCGUUACAUCGACCGACCAGCUGAGGGCGAUCUUUUGAGGUGGCAUUUAAGAACCGAUACGAUCCCCUUCACUUUUUGUUUCUUGAUUCUUUUGUAUUAUCGUCAAUCCUCAAAGACUUAACUCAACAGUCUUCCCAAACCAUACUCUUAAUACUCUUCCUCCUCCCUCGAACAAACCCUCUCCCAUCUUGGCUUCCACCCUCGCUCUACAUCUCGAACAACACACAAAUCAUGCUCACAUCAACCUUCCUCCUCAGCCUUAUCGGCCUUGCAGCGGCCUCACCGGUCCAGCCUCACAUCGUCAAGGACCCCAAAUACCCAUCACGCUUGACAUCAAAGGGCUUCAAGCUUGUCGUCAACGUCACAGAUCCUUCGUUGGACUUUGAUCCUCCCAUCCAAAACUUCGAGCUCACCGGCAUCCACACAGGAGCCGGCCUCGCCCUUCUUGGUAUCACCGAGAAGGACGGCCGCAUCUUCUACCAGAACGGCACAAAAGAGGAGCGUCAAAACGGCGAGGCUACCGUCAUCAGCGAUGGUGGUACUCCCUUGACUCCCAACGGCAUUGCUCUCGUUGCCGAUAAGAAGAACAAGAACCUCUUCGGUGCUACGCUCAACUUCGAGCCUGGUACUGCUGGUGUCCAAUUGAACCGGCUCGACGACCCCUACACCUACUUGUUACCCGAGACCUUUGUUGCUUGCAACAAGAGCAUAGAGUACUACCGCGGCCAGAAGUUCGUGGUCAUUGAGCAAGCACGCAUCACCAUCGACAAGAACAACAAGAUCCAGCGCAACAUCCCCAAGGGUUGUGCGCCCAUCCGCCUCGUUCCCCAGUGCGACAAGCUGGAGUCACUCCCCAAGGGAUCGUACUCCAGUCACAAGUACGCUCUCGACUCCAAGUGCUACAAGGAUGUCUCCGAGAUCGAGUGGAAGAAGUACAGCCCUUAGACUGAGACUUUUUAAAUUAAUGGGAAACAACGAGAUGGAUUUAAUGAUGAUGAAAGGGUAAUGAUUGCUUCUUUCUUUUGGAUAGCCUCUAUAAUUAGCAUUGGCAUUAAUAGCUCUAAUAUUAUACAACAAAUUAUCUAUAUGUCUC